Messenger RNA from Amphimedon queenslandica, 1068 nucleotides. Its product is annotated as vacuolar protein sorting-associated protein 51 homolog. The coding region runs from base 155 to 916 and encodes 253 amino acids. NCBI's taxonomy places the organism in Eukaryota, Metazoa, Porifera, Demospongiae, Haplosclerida, Niphatidae. The transcript has 10 exons. Gene Ontology annotation, biological process: lysosomal transport; retrograde transport, endosome to Golgi; endocytic recycling. Gene Ontology annotation, cellular component: EARP complex; GARP complex; membrane. The record is from RefSeq and is a predicted model, not a curated record.
UUUCCGGAAAGAGUUUUGCCUCAAAUGCGUUCGACAAGAAGUUGUGGUAGAUUUUUUAAACUCGGUCAUUAGAGUCUGCAAGGAAUUUACCGAAUCAUCUCGUGAGACAGUAACUAGCUACCCUCCGUCAUUGAUACUGAUAUUAGCAGGUGUGAUGCAUCAAUUGGAACGAUCACACAUUAGCUAUUUGGUUAGUUAUGCCGAUGAGAAAUUCUCACCUUUUGAGAAAGGAAAGAACCCACCAACUCCAAUUGAUUCAAUUGUUACCGAAGCUAAGACAACAGCUGAACUGCUCAUCAAUCACUACGUACGGAUGCAGGGACAAGUGUUAGCCCAAAUGAUACGUAAAAGUGUGGAGACGAGGGACUGGCUGAACACUAUUGAGCCUCGUAAUGUCCGCUCCGUCAUGAGAAGAAUGGUGGAAGAAGUGACAGUCAUUGACAAACAGGUUGGACUACUUUUUGAAGAAGGAUUUCGGAAAAGUGACGGAUCAGAAACAAGUCGAACCUUCACAUACAGUGUCACUAAAGGUGGCAAUGGAGGUUACCCCUACUCUUCAAGCCACAGUGGGUUGGGUGACUCCAGUUUGCUUAGUAACAUUCAAAAGUUGUUUUUCGAGAAGAUUGAAGUCUUUGGAAAUGUUGAAUUUACCAAAUUAUCAAUUGUGACUGGAGUCAUAAAGAUUGCAUUGAAGGCUCUUGUUGAGUGUGUACGUUUAAGAACAUUCGGUAAAUAUGGUCUACAGCAAAUGCAAGUUGACGCUCAUUAUCUUCAGAUCUACUUAUGGAGAUAUGUCAGUGAUGAGCAGUUAGUUCGUGUUCUACUUGAUGAGGUCAUUAGUAGUACAAUCGGAAGGUGUAGAGAUCCUGUUCUUAUGGAGCAAAGUGUGGUUGAGUUAAUUUGUGAAAACUCAUAAUGAGAAGGAACAUUGUACGUGUUGAUAGAACAUGCUUUAUAUUCUUAAUAUUUUGCUGUUUAUUGUUGUUGUUAUUGCUUUCAAUAGAAGACAAUAUUAUUUAUUGUUAUUAUUAUUUUAUGAUGAGAAAGAUCAACAGAUGACAAGAUAAA